Molecule: messenger RNA, 3305 nt
Organism: Anopheles funestus (African malaria mosquito)
Lineage: Eukaryota; Metazoa; Arthropoda; Insecta; Diptera; Culicidae
Product: Werner syndrome ATP-dependent helicase-like
Exons: 1
Coding region: 251-3187 (978 amino acids)
Biological process (GO): double-strand break repair via homologous recombination; DNA replication; telomere maintenance
Cellular component (GO): cytoplasm; nucleus; chromosome
Molecular function (GO): nucleic acid binding; ATP binding; four-way junction helicase activity
Source: RefSeq, a predicted model, not a curated record
GUAAGAGUUCGUAAUUUAAUUUAUGUUUUUAUCGACAACGAACCGCUUUGUGAAAUUUAAAUUAUUCAAAAUAAAUUCACCACCUGUUGCAUUUUGUUUACCCAUGCAAACUGGCAACACUGUACCGCAUAGUGACAUUUACGUUUAGUUUGACAUUUCUAAAUGGCGUUUUUACCAUUUCGAAAAAACACAAACAAAACAUCACAAACAAUUGCGCAAAUAUCGUUGCAUCUCUGCUGGACAGGACAUCAUGUUCUCGAAUAAUAGCGGCCAGAAGCGGCCCGAACCCGACAAAGCACAAGUCAUAGAGGAACCAGAACCGGAACACCUGCAGGUACUAUCCGCCAGUUUUGGCCAUACAGCUUUCCGCCCUAUGCAAUGGCGCAUUAUCCGUUCCAUCAUCGUUCAGCAGCGCGAUAAUUGUGCGAUUAUGGCUACUGGGUACGGAAAAUCGCUAAUAUAUCAGUUCCCGUCCGUGUUUCUCAAUCGCCUUACGUUCGUGGUGUCACCGCUGAUCAGCUUGAUGCAGGAUCAAGUGCUAUCCCUAAACCUGUGCAACAUUCCCGCCUGUCUGCUUGGUACGGCUCAGCGUCAGAAUCCGGUACCGGACAUUAAGGCCGGUCAGUUUCGUGUUGUGUAUCUCACACCCGAGUACAUAACAUCCGAUUCUGGAGAGACGCUGCUAAAAUCGGUCCAACCACAGCUCGCACUGAUUGCCAUCGACGAAGCACACUGUGUGAGCAAAUGGGGACACGAUUUUCGACCCGCGUAUCGUAAGCUUGGGUUGAUUCGACAGAUAUGCCCAAAGGUGCCAAUACUCGCCGUGACAGCAACGGCUACGCAGAAAGUUCGGGAUGAUAUCGCACAGUGCUUGAAGCUGGUUAAUCCGCAGAUGCUCUGCACCGGGUUCGAUCGACCGAAUCUGGAGUUUAUCGUGAAACCUAAAGGUAAUUUAGGACCAAUGCAUGACAUACGACCCCUGCUGGCAGAGAAUCGCGAAGGCAGCACCAUCAUCUACUGCUUGACGCGCAAGCAAACGGACGACAUUGUUACGCUGCUGCAAGAAAAACGCAUCGAGUGUGAAGCGUACCAUGGUGGCAUAUCGCUAACGCGACGCAAACAGGUGCUGGAAAGCUUCGUGAGCGAUCACGUGCGUAUUAUUGUGGCAACGAUUGCGUUCGGGAUGGGAAUUGAUAAACCGGACGUACGGCUCGUUAUACACUACGGCGCAUCGAAGGAUUUGGAAAGCUACUACCAGGAGGCUGGUCGUGCAGGACGCGAUGGCCAGCCGGCUCGGUGCAUUAUGUUUUGGAGUCAGGCCGAUUUCAAAACGCACGAACUUCUGCGCGCCGAAGUAUCAGGCACGUUAAAGCAGAACCAGGAGAAACUUGCACUCAAGAUGGCCGAAUACGUGGAACUCCGUGACUGUCGGCGCCGAUUCAUUCUAAACUAUUUCGAAGGCGUUCUGACGGCGGUAAACAAGGCGGAGGAAAAGGCCACGUUAGUGAAACGAUGUUGUGAUAACUGUACCCGUGGCGGCGUGGCAAAAGAUUGUGAACGUUACGAAGGUCUCAAUUCGGAAGGACAGUACAACUUUGCGACCGAAGCCGAAAUGAUAUUGAAAGCGUUCGCUGCGUUCUACGGUCGGGUGAACAUUACCAUGCCGAUCUUACUAUUGCGCGGCUCCAAGAAUAAGAAGCUUCACGAACGCUUUUAUAAACACCCACUGUUUGGGAAGGGCAAGGAUAAGGACGAGGACUGGUGGAAAGCGUUAGGAUCUCUGCUGGAACGCGAAGGCUACCUGAACAAGACUAAGGUGGCGAACCAGUACAACAAAUUUGCGCAGGCAGUUUAUCACGAAAUUACACCCACCGGUCAACGGUGGCUCAAUGGGAGCGAGAAAGAACGCACCCUGUUGAUGAAACCAACGUCCACAAUGUUCAAAUCGCUGAAGGUUAUAAAACCUGCUUCACUGUACGAGAAAACGCAACUCCCAGUGAUACGAACCGGCGCGAAACAGCACGAUCUUACCCACGAACUUGUCAAAUCAUUGCUCAAGAAACGUGCCGAACUGGCAACAACGUUCGAGUGUAUGCCGUACAUGAUCGCUUCGAAUGCUGCCCUCCAUCAGAUGGCCACUCGUAAACCGUUAAACCUGCAAGAGAUGAAGGACGCUCAGCUGGAUGGAUUUUCCGACGCGAAGCUACAAAAAUUUGGUCGAGAGUUUUUAAUCUGCAUACAGCAGCAGCUUAGUUUACUGCCCGGACCCUCAUCGUCCCAGCCGUCGAAUGUCUCAGACACCCGAUACGAGCAGCUUAUUGGAACGAAAGCGACCAGCUUUGCGAUGUGGAAGAAGGAAAACAAAUCGAUCGCCACUAUUGCUACCGAACGCAACCUCAAAGAAUCUACCAUCAUUGAACACUUGUGUGAGGCUAUUCGUGUAGGGGUUCCGAUUGAGCAGAAGGAUCUCGUCCGGUUGGGUGUGGCGCCGGAUGUAUAUGCAGCGAUAGCUUACCGUUUGCCAGCGAACUUGGAAGAGCCGUGUACGAUUACAUCCAUCAAGGAGAGAUGCCCACCGGAGUUUACAUUCAAUCAGGUAAAGGUUGUUCUUGCCUACGAAAAGCAAAAACGAUUCAACAUGAAACAACAGGGCGAGUCCUCUGUGAACGAUCGAGUUCAUACGAUCGAUGUUCCGAAAACGGUAGAAGAAACCCCCGAAAGCGUUUUACUAUCCGAUAUGCUUUCCGAUGACGAUGAAGAUCUAUUUAUGACGGAACAGGAUGCACCAAGCGUACCAAAAAGUACCACCGAACAAACUGCCAACAGUGCCAUGGAUGAUAUGUUCGACGAUGAGGAGGAAGAUAUGCUUGACUUUGCCGAAUUAGAUCGUCUCGAAGCAUCGUUUGCAGGCGAGGAAGAUGUUUCCAUUGCAUCAUCACCACCAACAAUCGUAACCCCACCACCGAACACAGUACAAACGGAACAAUCGCCGAAAAAGAUCGACUCGAUGGAAGAAAAACCACUUGCGGAGAAUGCACCGACGAAGCCGUUGAAACCUCCAGCCAAAGGGCGUACUGUAAAUUUGAAGCGUAUUCUCUACGAAGACGAUGAAGAAGAUGACAGUGAUAAAGAGGAUAAGGAUGUUAAUCAGCUCUUUACCUUCCGGUUACCGAAACGGAAGGCAUGAAGAUGCACAAAUUAUGUUUUUGACUUGUCUGGACUGCGCCAAAAAGAAAAGAAACAAAUGUACAAAUGCUCAGAUCACCCUUGGUGCGUGAUUAAUAAAUCAGAUUUGUUUAACCAUU